AUGAGUUAUCGUGGCCGCGGCCGAGGAGGCGGAUACAACAACAACCGGCCGAGCUUCCAGCAAAUGGAGCAGGCGGUGCAGGCCAACUCCGUCCCCGUGGAAAUCGCCAACUGGAAUGGCGCCUCCGCCGACGAGGCCGUGUCGUUCAUCUUGCGCAAAACCAAGAUCAGGGUGCUGAACUACCUGGUCGACCCCAACACGGGUAUAUUGCAAGGCUACGUCAUCAACGAUAAGGAGGCUAACCGGUUGCUCGAAUACAAAGGGUUGCGCUUCGCCCAGCAGAGCUUGGAGUUCCGCAAAGGCACGGGGAUGGGCCAGUUCGCCAACCCCGCGGCCACUGGCGGGCCCCCGAACACGAUUGAGUCGCUCCAACACUUUUUGCGGUCACGCUACCAGCCAGAGAUCAAGAUGUUGGAUCUCAGUGCCGUCGCCGCCGACCCCGGCUUGCUGCAAACGGGGUUCUUCUCUAAAGCGCUGACGUCGUCGAAGUUCUUCCCCGCCCUCAUGAAGGUGGCGGAAAACUUGAAGUUGGACGUGGUGCUGAUCAACUUGCUGAACAACCAGUUGCCUGACCUCACCAACGUCACCACAUUGUCGCAGGCGUUCCCUAACUUGUUGAACUUGCUGUUGAUGAAUAACCAGAUUAAGACCUCCAAAGUGUUCGACACCUGGCGCAAUAAGUUCAAAUACUUACGUGAGCUCCUCGUCAUGGGUAACCCGUUCAUCACCAACUGUCGUAGCGAGCACGACGCCAACCGCAUCCAGAGUGACUUGAUGAAAACGUUCCCUCGUCUCGUCUUAUUAGACAACAAAGCGGUACGCAACGAAGAGGUCAUCACCAAAAACCUCCGAUUUGGCUUCCCCCUGCCCACACAAAUGUUUUCUGACCUCGAAGACACCAAUAGCACCGCCACCAUGUUCAUCACCAAUUACAUCAACUUGUGGGAUACCAACCGCGAAGGGCUCAUGCAACUAUACCAAGCGGAGUCGCAGUUCUCGUUGCUGAUGGAUAUGUCCCACCCGGUGGUGCUCAGCAACGACAACAGCAAUAUCGACUGGAGCUACUACAUGUACAUGAGUCGCAACCUCGCCCGGGUGCUGGCCGACCAGGUGCGGGCCAGUCGUCUCAGUACGGGGCCCGAAGCCAUCUAUAAGCUGUUCCUUCAGAUCCCCGGCACCCGCCACGCUUUGGGUACGCGACCGCAAGACUUUGCUAUGGAAGCGUGGAAAUUGCCCCAUCUGCCGAUUAACGGCAUCGUCAUUACUCUCCAUGGUUCGUUUGAGGAGAUUGAGGCUCCCAAAAACACCGAAAACGUCGGGAAAAAGGGUGGCUUCCACCGCAAUCACGGCCACAACCAUAAGAAGCCUAAACUUGAGCGCCGCAGUUUCGACCGCACGUUCGUACUCGUGCUCUUACCAGGGGGACAAAUGGUAGUGGCCAGCGACAUGCUUGCCCUCCGCCCUUAUACUGAUGCGCUGGCGUUUAGCAUACAGCUGGCAACGGCGGUGCCAUCGCAAGUACCGUCCCAGGUUCCGUCACAGGUGCCGACUCCGGGAGCUACCCCACAACCGGGUCAACCAGGGGUAGAGUCGUUACCGGCAGAAAUCCGGGCGCAGUUGAGCCCGGUGCAACAAGAGCUUGUGGUCAAAGUGAUGCUCGAGACCAAGCUCAAUCUUCAAUACGCACUCAUGCUCUGUCAACAGAGUAAUUGGAACUUCGACCAGUGUGCAAUCAACUUCAAGGCGCUGGGCCCGCUCCCGCCGGAAGCUUACGCUUAA
Molecule: messenger RNA, 1779 nt
Organism: Diutina rugosa
Lineage: Eukaryota; Fungi; Ascomycota; Pichiomycetes; Serinales; Debaryomycetaceae
Gene: MEX67
Product: Mex67p
Exons: 1
Coding region: 1-1779 (592 amino acids)
Biological process (GO): poly(A)+ mRNA export from nucleus
Cellular component (GO): nucleus
Molecular function (GO): RNA binding; protein binding
Source: RefSeq, a predicted model, not a curated record